Hirsutella rhossiliensis is the source of this 819-nucleotide messenger RNA. RefSeq names its product alpha-galactosidase A. Bases 1 to 819 code for a protein of 272 amino acids. The transcript has a single exon. NCBI's taxonomy places the organism in Eukaryota, Fungi, Ascomycota, Sordariomycetes, Hypocreales, Ophiocordycipitaceae. The record is from RefSeq and is a predicted model, not a curated record.
AUGUCUGGACAUCGUACUACAGACCCGGCGAUGCAGCCCAUCGUCCUGUCUAUGGAAGUAGACGAUGAAGAUUCCUGUGAAAGCGAAUAUCGACUGCGAAUCGGAAACCAAGUAAAGUAUCUUGUCAUAGCGCCUAAGACCUUUGACAGAGACACGCUUUCGUUCCCUCUCGGAUCCCUACCCCGUCUUCCUUGCAACGAGGAAUGGACCGUGGCUCACAUCUCACGAGACACACCCAGCGGCGACUUGAAAACUUGCAUCUCCAACCGAACAUUGGCUGGCGUGAAGAGUCAGUGGCAUCAGACCAGGGUGGACUGCCUAGAGCUAGACAAGACCAAGCAGCUCACGGCAAUGGCUUUCGAAGCCGUCUCACAUUCUAUCCUCCCAUCGUCAUCCACCGUCAUCGCCAAGAUAGCCCGGUUUGAAUGGAAGAUGCCUCGUAUCGAGCAGGAAACGAGAGCAUAUCAGCUGCUUGAGGGUUCCGGAUUGGCCCCGCGUUUCCUCGCCCAUGUCCACGAGUGUGGACGCGUCAUAGGCUUUCUAUUGGAGAAGAUUCAAGGACGUUCUGCUUCUUUGCACGAUCUGACCGCCUGCGAAGCGGCUCUAGGGGAACUUCACAAGCGAGACUUUCUGCAUGGGGAUGUGAACCGAUACAACUUUCUCGUCACGGAGGAUGGGGUCAAACUACUCGACUUUGAAAACUUUGUGGAAAAUGCUAGCCCGGAGCCGAUGAACAAGGAAUUGAAGAGCUUGCGUGACGAAUUGCUUGGCGAGUCAGGACGCGGCGGAGGAUUCAUUUUCCAUGACGAUGGCAACUGA